Messenger RNA from Brassica rapa (field mustard), 8260 nucleotides. Its product is annotated as zinc finger BED domain-containing protein RICESLEEPER 2-like. NCBI's taxonomy places the organism in Eukaryota, Viridiplantae, Streptophyta, Magnoliopsida, Brassicales, Brassicaceae. The record is from RefSeq and is a predicted model, not a curated record. Gene Ontology annotation, molecular function: protein dimerization activity; DNA binding.
CUUGAGCUCGGUCGCUACGUAGCGACCAAGCUUGGCCAAGCUCGGUCGCUACGUAGCGAUCGAGCGGGACGCGCGCUCGGUAUCUACGUAGCGACCGAGCUUUGGCUUGAGCUCGGUCGCUACAUAGUGACCGAGCGCUCGUCCCGGACUACGUAGCGACAUCGGCUCAGACUUGGUUGCUACGUAGCGACCGGAAAGCGUGCAUGUGCGGUAGUUACGCAACGACCGAGCUUGGUUCGUUGCUUUGAAUCUUCAAGGAUACUUCUUCGUAAAAACUUCGUAUUGGUUAUUUUUUACGAAAAUUAUAUCUUUCUUUUUACUAUCUCUUUCGGAAAUGUGAUUUCCGAGGGUUUUCGUGUGAUAAUUCCGUCGUGACCGUUUUUGACCCGAACACCCUUGUAACAUAAACCAAAACCAACAAUGCUACUAAGAACCUUCUGUCAAAAUAAGGCCGCUAAACAACAUAUUCUCUGGCGGCCGAAAGCACAAGCUUCCUUGGCUUCCAUCAAGGGCCGCCUCUGGGUCGGACCCCCAUCGGGUUAAUGGAUACCCGACUCAAAUAUGCCCUUACCCUAAGUAUAUCAUUUCUUCCCCUUUUCGAUUUCGUCUGCUCCUCGAGAUAUUCUGAAUAAUAUAUCACCAUUAACUUCUCGAAAGAUUUUGAUUCACCCAAAUCUCAAUAACCUUUCCUAAUCAUGAUCCUCUCCGACUUCUAUUCCUUUUCUGUUCAACGAUAUCGAAAAUUCGAAACCCUAGAAUCUAUCCCUUAUUAAGCAACUUCAAUUGCUCGAAUUGGAGAUACAAAAGCACCAAAAUUCCUCGCCUCUUCUGUCAAGAAAUCACAGAGAGGUGAUUCAUCUUCCUAUUCUUUGCAAUCGAUUAAUGGGUCUUUAGUUUCUGGGUUUGUACUUCGGGUUUGUUCUUUGGGUUUCUCGGAUAUGUCGGGUUUGUCGUGUUCGGUUUCAGUUGGUCGUUUUCUUUUGUUGACAUAAUGGUGUCUUAAGUCGAGUCCUUGUUGUUUCUUCUCAGAUUUCAGUUUUUAACUAUGUUGGUUUUGAAAUGUGUUUAAGUUGUAGUGUACUUCUUUGAUCUUGGUUGUAGUGUUUGUCAAUAACAGUUGCUGGAAAGGUAUCUUGUGUUGGUUAUGGAAUGUGUUUAAGCUGUUGUAUUGUUACUUACAAAUUCUAAUUUUAGUAUUAUAUUAAGAUCGUAAGCUGAUUAUGUGAUGUUGGUUCACCACUUGCAGAUGGAUGCAUCAUCGUCCAAGAUCCCACAAGACAAUGGAGCUGAGUCAUCUAAGAAAGGAAAUGAAGUUGGAUAUGAAGACCACCAAACUACUGAUAGGCAUGGGAAGAGGAAGGGAGCAGAAACCCCAUGUGAAGAAGCUUCUCAGGCGAAGAAGUUUAAAAAAGUUGUUGUGUCAAGGUCUGAUGUUUGGAACCACUACAGCAGAACAACGCAGAGCCGUGACAGGUGCAUUUGCCGCUACUGCCAAAAGGUGUUUUCAUGUGCAACCAAAUCAGGAACUUCCAAUCUCCAGAAGCACUUGCUCAUCUGCAAAGAGUACCAGGCGCACUUGAUUAGCAAAGGGAAGAAUCAAACUUCCAUUGAUGAUGAAGGGAGUUUGAAGCCAUCAAAAGUACCUGAGAAAGUUGUCAGAGAAGCGGCGAAUGAGUUAUUGGUGUUAGUUGAGUUGCCUCUUUCUUUCAUAGAAAGUACAUGAUGGUAGUAUUUCUGAAAUAAGAUAAAGCUUUGUAUUGUUUCAAUCUUUACGUGAAGUAUUUUUCUGAUUUCUGAAACUAAUGUUUUGUUUUUACGUGAAGGUCAAUCUUUACAAACCUCACUCAAGGCGAACUGCUACUGGAGACAUUGUGGAGAUGUUCCUGAAGAAGAAAGAGGCGUUGAAUAAAUGGUUGUACACUAGCCAACAAAGAGUUUCCCUCACCACUGACAUUUGGGUUUCUCAAGUGACAUGUGUAAGUUACAUGGUUGUAGCUGCACAUUUUGUUGACACAACUUGGGAGCUGAAGAAGAUCAUCCUUGGUUUCAAACUGGUCAUGGAUCAUAAAGGUCAGACGAUUUCCACUGUUCUUUUAGACUGCUUAGCUGACUAGGGAAUUGAGAAGCUGUUUUGCAUUACGGUAGACAAUGCUACUGCUAACACCUCUGCUAUUAGGCGUUUCCAUAAUGAAUUUAGAUCAGUCUCGCCUGAUGCUUUAGUCUUAGAUGGUAACUUUCUUCAUAUGAGGUGUUCUGCACACAUUAUCAACUUGAUAGCUAGGGAGGGUCUAUGUGAUUUAGGGGAAAAUGUGUUGGCAAUCCGCAAUGCAGUCCAGUAUGUCCAGUCUUCUACCAAUAGGCUAAACGCGUUUGACCAAAGAGUUAUUACUGGAAAGAUGACAAGAAGAAGUCUGCCGAUGGAUGUUAAGACUAGGUGGAAUUCAACCUUCCUCAUGUUAUCUAGAGCCUUGCAGUUCAAAGUGGCGUUUGAUAGGAUGGAAGCAGAGGACAAAUUGUACAAUGACUACUUUUUAGAAGUAGAAAAUGGUGUUAAGAGGUGUGGACCGCCUGGUCUUAGUGACUGGAAUGCUGUGGAGAAGCUAAAGAGGUUCCUAGUCAUCUUUUAUAAUAGUACUUUAGUUGUCUCAGCUUCCUCAAAGGUGAAUUCCUACAAAUGCUAUGGUGAGAUAGUGACUGUUGAGAGGAAUCUCACAACACUGACCUGCAACUUGGACCCGUAUUUGAAGUUGAAAGUUGAAGACAUGUUGCAGAAGUUCUUGAAGUAUUGGGACGGCAUGAAGAAUGUGAACAAGAUGUUGAUUUUUGCAGCAAUCAUCAAUCCCAGGAAGAAGAUGACUUACCCAAACGUCUGCUUUGAGAAGCUGUAUGGAAAAGACUAUACAGAAGCCAAAGAAAUGAGUGAAUCUGUGCUUGAUCUCCUUACCAGUAUGUUCAAUGAGUAUGCUCGCCGAUUCAAAGGGGUUAGUACUGGAUAUUCUCAGUUGAAGCAGGCUGAAUCUGUUGUUGUUCAGGAGAGUCAGGAUCAUUUGGAUAGGCUAAAGCUGGUUGUUGAAGACUUUGGGUAUUUGAAAAUGGAUUCUGAGUACAAGAAUCUUGCUGUUGAUUCAGGAAAUGAGCCAAGGUAUGAGCUGGAGAUGUACCUAAGGGAACCUGUUGAGAAUCAGAAGCUUAUGAUGGGAUUUGAGUUCGACAUACUCGGUUGGUGGAAGGUCCACAGAAUCAAGUUUCCUGUGCUGGCAGAGAUGGCGAGGGAUUUACUUGCGAUGCAGGUUUCAUCAGUGGCUUCAGAAAGUGCUUUUAGCACAAGUGGUACAAUCUUGGAGCCAUAUAGAAGCUGUUUAACCCAUUACUUGAUCGAAGUUUUGAUGUGUAGUGAGCAGAUUUUAGAAGAAUUUGAGCAGCUAGACAAGCUUGAGAAAGGUAUGUUUUUAUUUAUCUUAGUUUCUUUCAAUGUUUCAUUCGAUUGCUAGAGAAGCUGAUAUUAGUUAUCUUUUGUUUGUCGUCUCAGAGUUUGGGAAUGUGAGAAUUGAAGAUUGAAGAUUUCUCUUGAAGUUUGAAGUUUUUUUUUUUUUUUUUUGGUGUUGGCUUUGGAUUUCAUUUCGCCUUUGAUCUCAUUAGAGAUGUCUUUUGCUUUGACAGUUGCAUUUAAGCUAUAUUAUGAACAAGUUUGAUUUCUUUUGAAGUUUAGUAAAAGUUCUUUUGAGUUUUCCUUUCACUGUUGCAAUUUACUUAACGAACGUGUUCUAGUCUUUGUCCACGUUUAAGAUAGUUGUGUUAUUCAGGUUGUGUAAUGCACAAAGCUGGACCUAAGAUAGUUGUGUUAUACACGUUUUAAGAUACUUGUGUUCACUUACGUUGAACCUAAAAUUGUCUUGCUUAGUGUUGACGUGUUUUCCACCCAUGUUAACGAGUCUGUAGUGUUUCAAUUGUACUGUUAUUAUUUUUUAGCAUUACAGAGCCUGUAAGUGUUUCAUGAAGCAAAAUUAUUUUGUUCAGAUUUUCGGGUAAUAUAAGGUAUUUCGGGUAAAAUGAGUAGUUUUGAUAACCGAAACCCGGUCUAGAACCGAACCCGAAAUUUAAUUGGGUUCAACCGGGUUUAGACUGUGCUACAAGAUCCGACCCGAACCCGACAUAACCCGAAACAAGACUGAACCGAACUUUUAUAAUAUCCGAAUGGAGCUGAUUUAUGUGAACCCGAAAAACCAAAACCCGAUUAGAACCAACCCGAACCCGAAUGGUCACCUGAUUGCCGUGCCUAAUUUUAACCUAUUUUCAUCAAUUAGAAAACAAGUGAGAUCUAAAUAGAAAACACGAUAAAAUUGCAUUUGAUGAAAUAUUUAAUGUUCAACUCGUUUGUUUCGUAGAUACUGUAUCGCCGGCUUGCCGAAAUGUACUCUACGAUUUUUCAAUUUUGGGUUGAUUAAUGAAUUUUUAUAAUUAAAAUAUAUGAAUAUUUAAUGUUUAGAAUGGAACAGAGAAAGAUAAGGGGAGUGAUUGGUUGGGUUGUAACUCUAGAAAAUUUACUUUAGCAUUUUGUCUGUAGGAUUUUUGAUUUAGCUUUAAGUGAUGUAGCUUUAAAAUUUCCUACAGCUAAAAAAAUGGAGCUUUAGAAAAUAAGAUGUUUACAACCAUUUUUAGUGUGCUUUUGCUGUAGCUUUAAUUUUUGGUUGUAGCUUUAAAACCAAGAUAAAACAUAAUUGGUAGUAUUUAAGGUUGUAGAUGAAAACUAAAGCUAAGGUCACUUCCUACAGCCCAACCAAUCACCCCAAAAGUUUCUGGUGAUGAAGCUUAAUAUUCACCUACUAAUUAGUGUUAAGGUUUCGACAUCGUAUAUAAUAAGAUAUAUGUAAAAAAUACAUCUAUUAAUGAUUUCUUAUAAAAGAAGUAUAUCUGAUUGAUAAAACAGGUAGAAUGGUCUUUAUACGAUCAGGAUAAUGGGUAGCUCGUAAUUUAUUGCGACGUGAGGAAGAGAAGGAGAUAUUAGAACCCAGUAUAACUAAGCUCCAAGUCUUUGGUUGGAAGAUAAAAGCUCCACAGAAAAUUCGCCAUCUUAUAUGGCAAUUGAUAACAGGUCAUGUGGCAGUAACAAAAAAAACUUGAUAAAACGCAACAUGAGAUGCGAUAAUUACUGUCCAAGAUGUAGGGAACCAAAAGAAUCUGUUACUCAUGCAAUAUUUGAGUGUCAGCCUGCUUUACAAGUUUGGGCCUUAUCUUCAACGCCAACGAGUUCAGAUAUUUUCCAUGUCGCGAGUAUCUAUGCUAAUAUGGAUUACAUCUUCUGAAGGAAAAACAUCAUUGUCAGGCCAGAAUUAGAUAGGGAUCCAUACCCCUGGGUAAUUUGGUAUAUUUGGAAGGCUAGGAAUGAUAAACAUUUUAGGGGCAUAGAUAGAAACCCUAUGGAGUUAGUUCGUUAUGUAGAGAGUGAGUAUCAAGCCUGGUUCAAUUCAAACGAAAUGAUCCCACCGACUAUACAUGAGCAUAGUAGUGAUCAAUCUCAAGCCAUAAGCUUGGGUAUUAUUUGUCUAAUAAAUGGAUCAUGGACAUCCACAUCAAAGUUAGGCGGGAGUGGAUGGGCUUGGAUGGACAGUUUGGGGAAGGCUCAACUUAUGGGGACACGGAAUUAUACUCAACGAGAGUCUCCUCUGCACACAGAAGUAGAAGCACUAAGAUGGGCGAUGGAGAGCAUGCUAUAAUACUCGACAUGUCAGAGCUUUAGAAUAGACUGCAAGGACCUGAUCGCUAUGAUUAAUGAACCACAAGCUUGGCCAAGUUUUGCAACAGAAUUGAAGAGGAUAGAAACUUUGCAGAUAUGCUUUCUGGAAUUCAAGAUUACCCAUGUUCCAUGGGCACAAAAUCGGAUCUCUGACUUCCUAGCCAGGAUGGCAAGAUCUUUCCAUAAAGACAUUUAUUUUGUUGGUUGUUCUAUUCAGGUCUAGUUACCCAGACCACCUCAAGUUUGAGUACUAGAAUAGCUUUUCGAUGUCAAAAAAAAAACAAGUAGAAUUCAAUUACGAAUACACAGGGUAUCUAAGACCAAGAACUAUUGAAAGUAUAGAAUUGCUUUAAAAGUACUAUGAUCUCCUUUUUCUUGUCCUUGGUCUCUCUUUUAUAGGUUUUCAAGGAUGAAUCAUAACGGCCAUGUGAUCUCCAGUGAGUAUAUGGGAUUUUAUUGAUGGUCUUUAAUGUUUUGAAUCUUUUUCAAAUCAGGUUUGACUGUGCGAGCUCGGCAUGACAGUCUCUCCAGCUUGGGAUGGGUAUGGGCCUGCUAUCUUUUUCUGGUUUAAGUGAUUCUGGGUCUCGAAUCGGGUCUUGACUGGGGUGAAGCCGCCUCCAAAAAUACCCCCCCCUCCGGAAGACCGACGUGUCUUAAGUUAGCAUCCAGCUCGGGUGUAGGUUCUGAGAUGUAUAGUAUGCUCGAGAUUGUUGCUUCUGUAGGAGAUCUAGAAUCCGAAAACUGCCAUUACAUUCAAUUCAAUUCAAGAUAUAAGAGAGUCACUCAAGGUUCCUGUGGAAAUGGUUUCUUCCCUCUUUAUGAGGCUGAUAGGCCUUGGCUGGCGCAUUCAGGGGUAGUUUACUAUGUACGAGGAGCACUUGUCACAUUUGAUUCCCUCUUUCUUCCAUCCUGGUUAAAUAUUGGGAUAGACGUGGUAUAGUUGUUUCACAGUUGACGCUUAGUCGGAUUUCGGACCAUUAUAGGCCUCCUAGUUCUAUCAUGCGAGGUCGGACAGGAGAUGGUGCCUUAAAUGCUUGAGGCUAUGGCUGCUUUUAAUUCGGUUUCGUCAAAGCUUGGUGCGUAUGAUCUCUUCGGAAAUUCACGAAUAUUGUUCACUGUUAGUGAUUCGCUUAAGAACUGGGCAAGUAAAUAUUUCUUUGUUAAGAUAGACGAGAAUUUAGUCCCCGGAGAUUUUGUGAGGUCGGUUUGGUCAGAAUAGAACGCGAAUCUUGGUAGGUAUUUUUGACGAUAUUGUUAUUGUUCUACAUUUUGGGUUUAAACUCUAUAGUCUUAAGGUUUAUAUAUUUUCCUUUUUUGUCAGCCUAUAUUGGGGCGACAUUGGUAGGCCUCGAGGCAGGAAACCUGUGAUUUACGAGUUGAAAGACAUUUCCCCUGUAUUUGGAGUUCGUUUACUCCUAUUUGGAUUGCGGCCAUUUUGAAUGCUCUUUCUGAUAGGUAUAAAAUCAGUUAAUCUUGGCCUUGGCAUUUUUUUUUGUCCUUACAUCAUUUGCCUUUUUUGUCAGGUCGUCCCAAUGAUCCUCCACCUUCCAUUAUCCGUCCUUUUUGGAUCUAGGAAGCGCCUUCUGUGGAGUCCGAAAGUGGUCUCGAGAUAACUGAUUUGAUAGUUUUGCUAUGGAAAUUAAUGCUUUCGGAUCUCUUGCUUUUCAUUCCUCGUCUGUCCCAAAUAUCCGAUCUUAGGGAGUUGUUCAUCGGUUUGCAGCGAUCAGCAGCCAUUGGUCUGACACAGGUCGUCCAUCGCCUUUGGAUGCCCAAAUGUUGAGGGGUGUUACUUUAUUGAGUGGAGGUUGGCAUCAACGAGGCUCGGGUUGUAGAUACCAAUGCCAACCUUCUUCUUUUGGAGUCUCAGGAAGUAGGAACACUUCUGCUUUGUCUGAGAGGGUUAUACAUAAUUCAAAGGUCAUGCCUCUUACCACUGGUGUGCCCUCUUUCCAAGCAGGAAAUUUUUUCCAUAUCUUUCAAUUUUCCUGGUGAUUUCGCUCUCGCUGAGGAUGGCUCGGCUUGUGUUGACAUUUAUUAGCAUUUCCAUCUGGUUGGUUAUAGACUAUGGAUUUGACCCAUUUUCAUCCAUAGUUUAUAAGUGUUUUUACUAAUAAUUAUAUAAUUAUAGAGUCUAUUUAUUAUAUUUAUAAGAUCAUGAAUGUUUUGGAGAUAAGUGAUGAUUUUGGAGUAUUUUGGAGAUAUUUGGAGCAAGCACCCGAGAUGACCAUCGAGAUCGACUAUCGGUCGAUAUUGGAGAGCUAGAAUCGAUCGAUACACAAGACAUGGUAUCGAUCGACAGCAAAGCACACAGGAAGCCCGUUUGGUCAUAGCCGACUUGAAGCCCAAGAUUUCACUAUUUUACAAGAUUGCCUCUGACGAGUUUUUAACCUAAUUAUAUAAGCUUUGCCGCCAUGUUAGAGGCAAAGUGUGCUUUCUUCGUGUUUCAUUGUUUUAUUGAUAGAUAGGAGAGAAGAUCCAAAGUUAUAAUUUGUGAUUGGAACUCCAUUGAUAUCUAGUUUAUCUAUU